GCAGUAACAUUGUUGAAUGAAUGUGAAUUUGUCUCACAAUGAGCGAAUUCACUAUCCACCAUCAUGUCAGUGAACUUAUGACAUUGUUAGGGUAAGUACAUAGUAAUUCAGAUAUAACUGAUGGGUGCUUAAUAAUUUUUAGAUAGCGAAUUCCUGAUGCUACAAAUCUUUUUUUUUUUAAUAUUAGCUGAUAAUUAAAUCACUUAACCAUAGAGUAUAUCAAUAACUACCAGAACUGAAAGAAAAUCUGAAUUUUAGACUAAUAUGAUUAGGCCCUCAGAUAUAAAAUAACAUUGAUAAUGGUUGAUUUAAACCUUUAAAUCUUUACUCAGACCAUUUAAAUGACAAACUUUAAAGCCAUCCCCAUUUAAUGUUAAUGUUCAUGAAUGCGUGUGCAUGAGGAUGUACAUAUUUUUCAAAAUACUUUUUGUACCAGGAAUAAAAUAUAGACAUAACAUGAUUAUAGCUAAAGAUUUCUUUCACAUUAUAAUCAGGGUGAGAUCAUCUGACCCAAUAGGAGAAGAGGUGUACACAGAGAAACUUCUUAAAAGUAGAACGCCAUAUGUAACCACUCAGGUCAGGAUUUAUUUUAAAUAAUAUUUUAGGUAGUUUCAUAAUGAUAUGGACCAGAGUUGCACCAAUAAGUUGGCUGAAAAUUAAUUAAAAUUGUUGUAAUUUCUUAUUUAUAAGUUUUCAUAAUGAUUUAAAUUUAUAGGGCUUAUAUUGUGUUAACAAUGAGUAAAAUUAAAUUAGUAUUAAUAUUAUUAUAACUUAGUGAAGAAAAAGUAGUUAGCUCUCCCAACCAUUGUAUCUUUGCACCUAGACUUGUAUAUUGUCAACAAAUUAAUUUUUAAUUGUCCCGUGACACAUCCGCAAGUUCCCGGGUAACUCUCCAUAUGCUAGUCUUCAUGAGCAGACCAUUUAUGAUUUUUAAAAAAAUUUCUUAGGGGAAAGCAAAAUUAUAAAAAUAAGUUCUUUUUUAAAAACAAGAAAAUUAACGGCACCUUUUCAUUGUUCUUAGUGAAAGCCAGUCUCUUCUAUCAUCUAUACCAGGCCUGCACAACAUAUGGCCCGCGGGCCACACGCGGCCCGCGAAGUAACAAAAUAUUCUUUAUUCUUAUUAUUUUCUUAAUAGCUUUCCCCCCGUCCUAUUUUCUUGUGGCCUGCAAAAUCCUAUUUUCUUUUGGCCAGCACAAGUUUUUCAUAAAGUAUUACGGCCCACCUUACAUUUUGAGUUGUGCUGGCUUGAUCUAUACUAUUGACUGUAUGUAUAUUUAUAACAUUUUAGUUACAAAAGUGCCAUUAGUACAAACUUUUAUUUAAAUUUUAGGCAGUCUUAUCUUCCUUCCGGAUUAUUUAAGAGUGAUGUACUGGUCAAGUCAUAAAAGAAUUAGUUACUGUAAUUUCAGGUUUCGUCAAGUCAUGCUAAAAGAAAUAUCGCCCAGGCUACAAAAACACCUAUUGAAUUUUUAGCCAAGUAUGAUGAGCUGAAAGAGAAGAAGUAAGUCCUUUCAACUUGGUAAAUCUGUUUUCUAGUCAUAUCUUAUGUUUAGUGACAGUUUCUCCUGUUUAUUAUAUUUAGCCAUAUAAAUGAAACAUCAACAUCUUUAAUGUUCGUGCAUUUUUCAAACAGCCAUUCAAGUUCUACACAUUUGUAAACAAAAGAAAGAUCAUGCACUUUGCUCUGUGUAUUUUUUUUUUACAAAAUAUAAUUUGUGCAACGGGCCAAAUAUUUAUCAGUUGCUGCCAUAGGACUUUUGCCAAUGUCCCAAUAACUAGCCUGUCCCAAUUGACCUCUUCGUGUUAAACACUGCCCAUUUUUUUCAUUUCACCAUUCCUUAAAACAUUAUUUCUGUUUUAAUUAUUAUAUAAAAAUUGCUUGGAAUAUUUUGCUAUGCCUCUUCAUAUAGUUUUUAAAUUAAUUUGCUUUCAGUGUCAGAGAACUGGAUCCCUUGCUAUGUUUCCUGUCAAAACUCAGUGAGGAGGAAGAGGUAAAUUUAAAUAUUGAAAUGAUUUCACCUGCUGGUGUGUUGAAUUCAUGUUAAAUGAUAGAACUUUAAAAAAUCCAGCUUACAAAUGAACAAGAAUUCCACCUACUUUGUUAAAGCAUGCCUCUGUGUGAUUAUUUCUGGGACCUACAAUUUUUAGUAAAAUAAAUAUAGAAUAAAUGUUAUAUAAUGUGGUUUUAGAUAAUUAGACACGGACAACGCCACUGUAUGUGUAUAUAUAUAUACAGUGGCGUAGCUAGGGUUGGUGUCACACACCCCCCCCCCCCCCCCCCCCCCCCCCCCCCCAAUUUCCAUGAUAGUUUUUUUCUUGUUAAAAUAAGUCUACAAUAUAACAAGAACAAAAACAAAUAAAUCGAAGUUCAUGAAGUUAAUAUAUUUUAAAACGUUAAAUUAUAACUGUAUUUACUUUAAAUUUACAAUUUAAAAAUUUCCUUUCCCUGUCUUCAAAGCUGCAAACCUGUCAAUUACAUGAUCAAAAUCAAUGUUUUUCACUGUAUCACUUUCAAUUGAUAGCAGAGCCGCAUCAGAAAACCUUGACUGUCACAUGGUGGAUCAUAAAUAUUUCUUGAUAAGCUUUAGUUUUGAAAAGCUCCGCUCACAUGGAGCCACAUACACACACAUGUAAGAAAAAAAUUAAAGGCUUAGCGAGAGUAUUGGAAGAGAUUCUGGUACUUCCUUGAUCACUGAUGAUCUGAUGUGGAGUUCAGAAUGAAAGCGAUCAAUACACUCCAGCAUCUCCCUACUGUUUUCUUCUCUAGAAAGAGUUCAGCAUCUAUUAAUUAAUAGUUCUCCUGCCAUUCUCUUCUUAAACCUUAAUCUUCUCUCUACCGAAAUUCCAUAUUGGUCUCAUUUUAAAAGUGCCUUAUCAAUAGCAUGUUCCACCAAGUGACGACGCUUCUCGUGCAGAAGCAGUCUUAAGGCCUCUAGGUUUGUCAUCACUUUGUCAAGAGUAAUCCCAUAAAUCUGCAGAUACUGCUGUAUAAUAUUAACUUCCUCAAGUAGAUCAGCCCAAAGUUAAAGGUAGCAGAUAAACGUGAAAUCACAGACAACAUGUAAAAGAUCUUGAGCUUAACCUCUUGUAUGCAAAUUUUUACAAGGUGGUGACAUAGAACUUUAAUCACCUCCCAACAUUCAUUAAACUCAUCUUUCACUUUUUUAACAGCAGUAUGAUGAGCACUCCAAAGCGUUGUUGAUAUUCUUUUCACCGAUAUUAUAGUGUGCUUAAUUAGAACAUUCCAUCGAUUAUUGGAUGCAGCAAAGAAGGAAAAUAUUCUUUAAAGAGUACCGAAUAAUUUAAUACAUGAAGCAUUUUCUGCAAAAGAGUGUUGACCACAUAAGUUAAGUGAAUGGCCCACGCAUCCUUUAAAAAUUGCAUUCUUAUUAUUUCUUUUUCGAAUGGCUUGAACACCUCUAUGGAUUCCAUACAUUAUGACAGCAUUAACGUAACCCUGAGCUCUGAACAUCAGUAUGUCUAGUCCAUCACGUUUUAGUUUGUAAGAAUCUCAGAACUGAGAUCAUCAGCUUUUUUUCAAUCUUAACGGGAAAAAUGCAAGAAACAUUCCUCUCACUUUAACUUUCCCCAUUGUGGAUUAUCACAUAUUUGAUCACAACAAAAAUCUGGUCACUGUGUGAUAUAUCAGGUGUACUUUCGAACAUAAUCCCAAAAUACCUCGCAGGCUUUAUAUCCAUGAUAAGAAUCUCCUUCACAUGAUUUAAAAGGACAAUUAUAAAUUCAUUUUGGGUUUCUGGUGAAACGUAAGAUACCUUUUGGGUUUCGAUAUAUAAUAUUAUGUGUCUUCAAAAAACUUUUCUUUAUUUAAAUAAAAAUAAAAAAUAAUUAAUCAUUAAAAGAUUGAAAAUUGUGUAAAAUAAUAUAUUUUUAACCCUAUAAAUGGGUAAAAUUCAUUUUUAAUGUUUUUAAUUUUUACCAAUUUUUAUACUUAUAACCGCCCGACCACACUUAUUUGGUAUCAAUGGAAAUCCAUAUUUCUCAGAAUUUAGAUAAAUAUAGCCUGCUGUCCCUUAAGGAAGUUACCGAGCACUUCAAACGGGAUGGAAUAAUGACUGUGUUUUUCUGACCUAAACAUAGGGUCAUCUGAUUUCUGAAGCAUCAAUCUUGAACUUUUAAUAAAGCACGCAUUUGGAUUGGUUACAUUUGUUAAAAAUGUAUUUGUGAUCGGUUAUCCUUUUAUGAAUCUUGGUUAGACCGAGAACCGUGUGCUUUGUGAAUAUGCAAUUUUUCAAUCGGGUGUCACCCCUAAAAUGGUGUCACCCGGUGCGGUCCGCACCCCCCUCGCUACGCCACUGUAUAUAUAUAUAUAUAUAUAUGUAUAGAUAUAUUAUGUAAAUUUAAUUUAUACUUGUUUCUUUUUUUUUUGUUGUACUGAUGAAGGUAUGUGCCGAUAAUUUUACUUAUGUAUUAUGUAAAAUUAUUGUUAAAGCUUAACUUAUAUUGUUAUAUUGACACAAAUUGUCAUUGUCUGAUUAAUCUAUUUUAAAGCUUUAUGCAGUCCAAUACUUUUUAUAAUUAGUUAUAUAAUGUUGUAUAUUUGAGUGUAUUUAAUAUCUUGUAUAAAAUGUUAAUGUAUUUCUUUUAAAAAUAUUUAGACCAAAGAGUUUCUCUCCAAACAUGGUCUUGACAUAGCAGAAAAAGAAAGAAUGACACUGAUGCCUCACAGUAAGAUCACCUCUCAGCUUCCUGCCCCAGGAACCAAAAUGACAGAAGAAGAGCUAUCAGAGGUUUCUUUCAAGACUUUCAUUCAUUUUCUUUAUAGUAAACAUUAACUGCAAAUGUUUCACUUAAAUAAUUUAAAAAAUGUCAAACUACUUUUAUAAACAUGCUUAAAAGUUUGAUGCUUUGCACAAAUUUUCAAUUAGCUUUCAUGAUUUUUUAAAAAAUGUUCAAAUGAAAAUUAAAUAAAGAAAUAUCUCUUAUUACAGAUCAAAGACAUUUUACUCAAGCAAGCCAAUGUUGUGGAAAAUCCAUCAUCUGACUUUCUGGUUAAAGUGAUGAGAGAAAAAACACUUACUCGCAAUGGUGAGUAAAAUUAUAAAAAUUAAAGCAGUAGUUACAUUUUGUGUACUCAUCUUUCUUGUUAGAUGUUCUAAGAGACAUUUUUUCAGCCAGUUCAUAAAAAGCUUGGAAUCCUGCUGGUAAGUCAGUUUUUUCUUAUGGAUAUUUGGUGGAGCCUGGUUGUUACAGAGUGUCUGUAAUAGCUUUAACAAUGCCAUUAAAAUAAAACAAUCCUCCUCUAGGAUUAGUAAAUUUCUUUUGUAAUACAUUCAGGAAUUUUAGCUUUGAGAUCAGUAAUUUCUAAAGUGUGUGGCCUGGCAUCAGUGGCGUAGUGAGGGUGAUUGGCGCCCGGGGACAAGAUUCGCGCCCGGGGACAAGAUCCAUCUUUAGCGCCCCUUUUUUUCAACCCUCAAACCCAUUAUUUUCAUCAAUAAAAUAAUAUCAAAGCACAUUUUAGCGCCCCUAACUAGCUGGUGCCCGGGGACAUCUGCCCCCACCACGCUACGCCUCUGCCUGGCAUGAGAGAAUGGCUGGUGCAAUGGGAGAAGUCACAUGUCAUCAUUUUUUAAAUUUCUUGUUAAAUUUACAAGGAAACUAUCAAAACUUUCUCUUGCCUUAAGGCCUGUAUCCUGCCACCAGUUGUAAUGCAUCCAGGGUCAUCCCCAUCUAUGAUUAAAUAUUAAGUGCACAAUAAAAGCACAAUGUACAAAAUGAUCAUCCAACAGUAGUGCAUUAUAUUUAAAUGUUCAUAACAUUUGCGGUAUCAAAGAAUUAAAGUUUUAUAGCCAAUAACUACUCAAGGUGUGCGUUUUAUUAGUAAAGUGCUAAGAAGCAGAAUGUAGAUGUUUUUAAGGUUUCACUUGAUUUUUUUGUUGUUGUUGUUUUAAUCAGUUUUUAAAGUAGGGCCUAACUGUGGACUUAUUGACUAAUUAGCUUGCAAAGAAAGUAAAAAAAUUGUUAAAAAUCUGUUCAGUUUCUUAAAUUUUUGUUUUACAAACCUUUCCUAUUUCAAACUUAUUUCAGUGAAUAUUCCUCAGCAACCUGAGUGGCUCUUUAAAAGAUCUUAUCUUACAAUGGACUUUAUUCCUGGGGAAGAUUCCUUGCCGAAUUCAGUAAUAUUUUUUUGAUUCUCUUACAUUUAGAAUUUCAUUGAUCUUUAAUAUAUCAGAUAGUUUUAAAAUGAUGAGUCACUUGUCUUUUUUGGUAUUAUUUAAACGGUUGCUAGUGUAUGAGUAUGAUGUAAACACACCUGUCAAAGAUUUUUAUAAAAAUUUUGAUUCAUUUUGGUCAAUUUCACAAGUUGCCACCAAUAAUCAUUUAAAAUAAUUUUGUGUUGGCUAUUUUUCAGGGUAUUGUUGCUUUGGGUAAAAUGUCUGUUUUUGAACAGGAACAAGCUGUCAUGGAGGAUAUUUUAUUGUGCAUGAGGGUAAGGUUUAAAAUGUGCCCAUUCAGUUUAUUAGAUUUAAAUUUCCACAAGGUACCCCACAAUUGCCAACAGCUCUAUAUGUCUUACUUUCAGCCAUCUUAUUUAUAGUAGACAAUUAUGAAACCUGUGAGAGUACAAUUUAAAAUUAAAAAGGGGGGGGAGGGGGGGGUCGUGUGUUUGUAAGCAGUAAAGUAGUUCAUUUAUUGUUUAUUUUCAGGAAAAUUUUACUGUUUUAUAGAAUCAUACACUCCAAAUGUUUUUUAAAAAUUAAAACUUCAAUUUCCAGGGACUUGAGAGUAGAUACAUUGUUUCCAGACCUCUGCCUGAAAGCUAUGCACCCAGAGAAUUCCUCUUUGAUCAAAGUUUGGGUAAAUAUUAUUUUUCUCUCCCUUCUAUGGUAUUUUUAUUUUAAAUUUAAUGUUUUAAGUAUCAACAUUUCUGACUUAAAUUGCAUCUCCUUAGCAUUUGUAAGAUGGCUGUCACAAUUACUCAGUGUUUCAAAAAUAAGAGUUGAAUUUAUUUUUAACUUAUUAAUUAAUUUACCAUUAUGUAGAGGAAAUUGCCCCAUGUAGCUGUCAUUUUUAGUGUGAUCAAUUUAUAUCAAUCGCAUCACAUGGUGGAAGAAUUAAAAGAAUGCUUAAAUAAACUGAGUAAACAUAAAUUUGAAAUUAGACUGUGUAUAUUUAAAACUUGACACGCCUGUAAAAUUAUUCAUCAGGUUCUUUAACCAUAUCUUUACUACAAUGUAAUUUCAGAUCCUUCUGUGCAAGAACUUGUCAAAAGAAUUUUGCCAGUAUGUUCAAAUUACUCUGCCGUCGUAAUGUUUAUAGAAGGCAAGUCAUUUAUUUUCAUGCCUACCAGGUAUUUGCAGAAUAGCUGAAUUGAAAUAAAUUUUAGCAAGAUUCUUUUGCAGGUACAAUCUAUGUCUUUCAAAUUAUUAUUAAUGGUGGUUGUAUCUGAGUGGGAGGUAACAAUGUCUUAGGUAGGUUAAAAAUAAAGUUUUCUUUCCCUUUUCUGAAUUUUAAUUUUUAAAAGUAUUUUCCAGAAAAAUCUUCCUUUGAAUAUGGACUUGUCAAUCAUGCUCUAAGUCAAGCAAUGGAAACACUGAUAAAAGUAUGUGAUCAUAGAAGUAAAACAGUUAAGUCUCUCAUCAAGCUUUAUAUGACUUCUACCUUUAACUUGUAACAAUUUUAAGACAUUAUCAACAUUUUAUGCAUUAUGCCUCUUAAACUUAUAUAUUUUUGGUUGUGUUUAUGACGACAGGAUUACUUAGUAAUGGUGGCUCAGCUGGAACAACAAAUGUCUUUGGUAAGAUUUUUUCUCUUUCAUUUCUUUACAUUUCUCAUUAUGUUUUAAAGUUUAAAAACACACAGAUAUCUUGCUUGCUGAUUUAAUAAUUCACAUAUUUCAUAAUUGAGACGCAGUUAUUUUAAAAUGAAGAGCAAUAUUAUUUCUUAAAUGAAAAAAGAAAAUUUGCAACCAACCUAAAACAUAAAUCUACGGACUUAUCUUACCAUCCAGGGACAACUUACGCUCCAGAAAAUGUGCUUUUACCUGCAACCUACCAUAAGAAUUUUGGAAAUCCUUGCAUCAGUUGCCAACUCUAUAAAUAGGGCAAGUAUUAAAUGUUACACGAUAAUUUAUAUAGGAUACUGAUGGUGACUAUUAGGUAGAGUUUUACUGUACUAUUUCUAUUUUGUAUUAGCAAAAUUCAACUCAGUGGUUGAAAUAAACUCAAAACUUUGAUAACUCCAUUUCUUGCAUCCUUUUAAAUUACCUAAAAUCUAAACUGUGCAAUCAUUGUAAAAAAAAAGGGGGGGAAAUCCUGUAUAGAAAACUCAUCAGAAAGCUUAGUAGUGUGUUUUAACUAACAUUUUAACUAUUAAAGUAAUAUAUUUCAAUUAUUUUUUUUAUUUGUUUCAGGGUAAAUGUAUUGGUGGAGCAGUUUUGAGUCUGCUUCAUGAGAAAACAGCUUCACUGAUUGGGUAAAAGACAUUUUAAAAUGUUUUAUAUUUUUGUGUUAAAAACCCAAUAAACACUUGUGAAAUAGGUCUAGCUUUGUAGUUAUUUAAUCAGAUGUUAGAUGAACAUAGAACUUAAAAAUCAUGUAAAUUAAAGGAGUAUUACAGAUGAAACAACUAACAAUUGUUGGUUAAUUUGAUACUUGGUCAAUUUGUAUGUUGAUUUAAAAUUUAUUUGUACUACUUUUUUUUUUGGUUUACUUAUGAGGACUUAAUGCAAAAGUUGAUUAUUUCUCUUAAAGGGACAGCAAGAGUUCUGAGCUAUGUCUUUAUCUAACACAGACAGUGAGUAUGGCAAAUGUGCUUUUAUUGUAUGGAAUAUUGGUGAAUUAAAUAUAAGAAUCAUGCAGGCUAUGAAAUGUAUAGAUCUUUAUGUUGUAAUUUUUUUUGUUAAUUAUUUUCAGGCAUGUGUGCCUUACAUGGAAAUCUUAGAGAAGUGGAUUUAUAGAGGCAUCAUUAUGGAUCCUUACUCAGAGGUAACAGCUAACAGGGGUCUUGCUUUGUUGAGUACUGUCAUAAAAAUGGGGAAAAAGUCAUUACAUUUUGCCAUCAAUUAAAUUAAUUAGAGUCCAACUACUAUCAAAAACCCAAUGAAGGAUUUUGUAUACACUUUUGCCAGAUUCCUGAAAAUAGAACUAUUAGUUCAAGAUUCUUGACAUAGAUCUAUGUUAUAAACACAAAAAAACUUCUCUUACUCUGCGUAAAUAACUUUACGGACCAUUUAAAGACAUGUUUUAUACUUUGUUGCUAAGUCAUACAGUGAAAUGUGACGAUUAGUCCAUAAAUAAACAGUUGAUUAAAAAAAAGGCUGAAAGAAUUUUGAACUCCAAUCAUAUGUUUUUAAGCAACUUCCCAAAGCUCAAAAUUUAAUCAACUGUUAAUUUAUAUUUAUGCAAUAUGAAGAUUGAAAUACAUACCAAAAUGUAAUAAGGGCUUUUUUCAGUUCCUAGUAGAGGAGAAUGCAACCAUCAAUAAAGAAAAACUACAAGAGGACUACAACGAUGCAUAUCCUUUUCUAUGAGUCAAACAAUAAUCUCAUGGGCCAAGUGAAGUUAAAUCAUUUCAGACAGGUUCAUUCAUUAUUAAAAAUAGUAGAACAUCACUGGCAGAAGUAAUGAUGAAGAGCUCAAUUUUAUUAGUAAAAUCUUACCAAAUGCUUUUUAAGUCUUCAAAAUGAUGCAUAAAGAAAGAUAUCAUUUAAUAGAUCCAACUUAGUUUCAUUUGCAAUCAACUGUGGCUUGUUUCCUUUUGUCAUAAUAAAUAGGACCAUGGAAAAACUUUGGAUAUAUCGAUAAUAAGUUAAUUACUUAAUGAAUGUCAGGCUUAAAGAAUGUGUGUGGCCAUUAAAGUAGGUUUAUGGAUAUUGAAAUGGUCAUGCAUGCUGGCAUCAGUACCAUAAGUGUAUAGACUGGACGAUUGUUUCUUAGGUUUGUUGUUAUUCACUACUCUUCCUUUAACUCUUGGUGGGACAUGUAGCAGUUAUGGUUACUUACCAUCUAUUCCCAAAUCCUGUGACAUUAGCCAUAUUUAAACUUGUGGCCUGUUAUAGUUCUUUUAUAAUGAAAGAUAUAAACAAAAUAAAAAUAAAGCAAUACAGCCCACUCGGCAAAUCAGUUUCAUGAUUGUCCUUAACCUCAUACACUUAUUGGGAAAAACACUACUCUGUUUUCCAAGAAAGAAUUCCAGUAUUCCUGGAGCAAGUAGCAGACAAAAUACUUAACACUGGAAAAUACCUGAAUGUUGUCAGACAAUGUGGUAAGUAAAUAAAUUCUUACUAAUUUAAAUAUUUGGCAUCAAAAAAACAAAAUUUUUGGAAUUUUUCCAAGUUGCUAUAUAAGCGUCUAGAUUUUAUUUUUUAAAUAUUUUUUUUAUAUUCAUAAAAUAUAUAACUUGUUUUUUUAUUAUCUACUAGAAUAAAUGACCCGAUAUUAUCGGAAUAAUAAUGUUAGUUCCUUUGCGUAAAUUUCUAAGUGAUAUUGCAAAAAAUUAUUACAAUUUAUAACUUUAAACAUAUAAUGCUAUUUACAUUUCUAACACCAUUAAGUUUUGAGAAGUAUUUAUCUGCUAUAUAAUAUAAGCCUAUUUUACUCCCUUUCACGCUCCUAAACUACUUUUUUUACCCUCUAAAAAUGACCUCAAAAUACCCCGUCUAACUUAUCACUACUUAUAUUAAUUUUGUCUCUAAAGGAGUUAAUUAAGGGACAAUUACUAUCUUAGAGAAAUACUUAAGUUUUACCCCUUUUCGUGCCCUUGAAUUACAAAUUUUUUUCUCAAAAAAUUUAAAUAAAAAAAAUCUUAAAUUUACAUCAAAAACUAUAUACAUGAUGUAAGUAUAUUUUAUAUGACAGGAAUUCGAUGUGUAUUGAUAUCUUCAUCAAAAUUUAAACAUAUUUAUGCCUUUAAAAAAAAUAAUAUAUUAUCAGAGACUCGUAAAACAAAGAAUUAUUUUAUCUAAAUAAGAAUCUCGCAAUCAUUUUUCACGCUUAAAACAGACUUGAGUAUCUUUUUAAAAAAUUUUAAUUCUUCAUCUCAUUAAAAUACAAACCUCUUUACUUUUUGCAAAGUAAAAUCAAAAUUAUAUUUUAAUUUUUUUAAAGUAAAUAUUAACCCAUCUCCAUUUUUCAAAAUUACCUUUUCAAGUGUUUAAAAUGAUUGGGUUUUGAUAUUUAAGGGUAUGCUUAUAUAAUUGUAACGUCAUUGAUUUUCUUAAUUGGUAAACAUAUGUUUAUUUGUAAAAAGAGAAUUAAAAAUCUCUUUUUUUACAAAUGUUAUACCAUAGGAUUUAAAUAUAUUGUCAUCCACGUAAAAAUGCACACAUCCUUUUUCCUAUCACCGAUAUGAAUGUACCCAAGGAGGUUAAUUAUUGAUCAAAUUCAUUCCCUUAUUUUGAGGCGUAUCUUGUAUUGCCAUGGGCAAAAUGAAAUUACCCAUAUUUGUAAACAGAGAAUGUAACAUUUCUUUUUUUUAAAGGAAUACCAUAGGAGUUAACAAUGUUGUCAUCCACCUAAAACUAUACACAUCUUAUCGCCUACCUCCAACAUGUAUUUACCCAAGAAAAUUAAUUAUUUAUCAAUCUCAUUCCUUUGUUUUGAGACGUAUCUUGUUUUUAGACAGAAAAAGGGCACGAAAAGGGGUAAAUCUAAAGUAUUUCUCUAGCGUAGUAAUUGUCCAUCAAUGUACUUCUUUAGUGACAAAAUGUUAUAUAAUUAGUGAUUACUUAGACUGGGUAAUUUAAGGUCAUGAUUAGAAGAGGAAAAAGUAGUUUAGGAGCGUGAAAGGGAGUAGGGUAGGAGUAUAAUAUAUAGCAGAUGAACACCUCUAAAAAUUUAAUGAUGAUAGAAACGUAAAAAUCAUUUUAUUUUUAAAGUUAUGGAUUGUGAUGAUUUUUUACAAAAGCAGUUAGAAAUUAUCGCAAAGAACUACCAUUAUUAUACUGAAAACAUCGGGUUAUUUAUUCUAGUAUUGCCUUGGGCAAAAUGAACUUACCCAUUUUGUGAAAAGAGAAUGUAACAAUCUUUUUUUCAUAAAUAAAAUCCCAUGGGAGCUAACUAUAUUGUCAUUCACGUAAACAUGUAGACAUCUUAUUUCCUACCUCCGACAUGUAUUUACCUAAGAAGGUUAAUAAUUUAUCAAAUUCAUUCCUUUAUUUUGAGACGUAUCUUGUGCUGUCUUGGGCAAAUUGAACUUAUACAAAUUUGUAAAAAAAGAAUGCAACAUCUCUUUUUCACUAAUGUAAUACCAUAGGAUUUAAUAUAUUUUCAUCCACGUGAAAAUGUACACAUUCUAUUACCUACCUCCUAUAUGAAUGUACCCAAGAAGAUUAAUUAUUUAUCAAAUUCACUCCUUUAUUUUGAGACGUAUCAUGUGCUGCCUUGAGCAAAAUGAACAUAUACAUAUUAAUAAAUAUUUGUAAAAAGAGAAUAUUGCAUCUCUUUUUUCACAAAUGUAAUAACAUAGGAGUUAAUCAUGCAAGUGAAAAUAUUCACAUCCCAUUACCUACCUCCAACAUGUAUGUACCCAAGAAGGUUAAUUAUUAAUCAAAUUCAUUCCUUUAUUUUAAAACGUAUCUUGUGCAGACGUUAGCAAAAUGAACAUAUAAAUAUUUGUAAAAAGAGAAAGUGGCAUACCUUUUUUCACAAAUGUAAUACCGUAGGAUUUAAAUAUAUUGUCAUCCUCGUAAAAAUGUACACAUCCUAUGUCCUACCUCCGAUAUGUAUACCAAAGAGGGUUAAUUAUUUAUCCAAUUCAUUCCUUUAUUUUGAGACGUAUCUUGUGCUGCCUGGGGCAAAGUGAACAACCCCUCCCCACCCAGAUUUAAUAAAUUUAGAAAAUCUUUCACCGGAUUGUAGUCCUUUCCAUACCCAUACAAACAUAUUUUGCACUUCAUAUGGUUCGUUCUUAUUUGUAUAAGUUAUAAGUGGAUUAGUGAAUGCUAUUUGGCUGUGGAAGUGCGCUGCGUGAUUGGCUUAAACUGCAUUAUAUUUAAAGGUUAGAAUUUAUUACAUUAUAAUUUUAAUCAAGUAUAUUUUUGGAAUAAAAAAGGCAAAACUUUUUAAAUGUUAAAAUAUUCAAAGCUAAAAUGUGUGUGUGUUUUAUUAACAAUUCAAAAAGCAAUCAAUUGUAUUUAUUAAGUUUACUUUUAAAAGGGAAAAUACAUUAUCAGUUUUGUCCAGCGCGGUUAUUAAAUUUAAAGAAACCUAAAUGUUUUGGCAAAAUAGGCUAUUAAUGAUAUGAAGUAAUUGGUGUGAUUAUUUAGAACAAAUUAAUUUUAAUUUUAAUUGGCAAUUUAACAACGCACUAAAAGACGCACUAAAAACUACUGAUGUCUGGGUUUUCCCGAUAAAUGUGAUAAUGGUGUAAUUCUUUGAGCAUGAUUUUUAAAUUUUUUUUUAUUUUUUCAUUACUUUCAAACACAUAAUAUAAAAUGCUUAAAAUAGUUCCUUAGUUGAUACUUUAAAUGUAUUUGUUAUAAUAAAAUUUAAACUUUUACUAAAAUAAAAGCGGAUUUAAAAUAUUUUUUGCACAUUAAAAUUUAUUCGAUUUCCGUAAAAUAAUAGAAAAUAACUAUGAUUGUUUUUAGGAAUCCGAAUGUACUUAAAAAGUUCUCCCUUUUGGCGUUAUGUGAACCUAGCUCAUUCUUAUAUAUAUGGUAUACAUCUUCCUUACUUUUUGAAAGGUGAAAAUGUUUAAUAUGUAAUGAAAUAUCACUUUGGCUUUACCCAUUUCAUUUAAAGGUGACUUAUAAAACAACGUUCAAACGUUAAUUUAAAUGUAAAAGACAAAAAUUGUGUCAUGUUGGAUUAUUAUUAUUUAUAUUUUCAUUUCCUAUUUAAAAUUUCUUCCUUUUCACUAUAUAGAUUAAUCUUUUACAAAUUGAAAGCAUAGCGUGAUGGGUCACCGAGCCAAAUUAUAAAAAUAUUUAUACCAUUCGAGAGUAAUGGAACCAUCUUUUUAUUUAAAGGUCGAGAUGUGAAGUGUCCAUUUGCAGAGGAACUUGUAUAUACAGUGAAGGAGAGAAGAUACUAUGACCAGAUAGAACGUGCUUACAGUUAUGCCAGCCAAUUGUUGCUCACCCUACUCAUGGAAGAGAAAGAACUGUUAGCAAGAUUGAAGUAAGUCCUUGUUUUAGUCAGACAUAAUCAUAUACACCUCUCUCCAAUAAACUUUUGAAGAAAAAAAUAUGUAGGUCAUUUAUUUUAUUGUAAAUGUGUUCCAUAAAAUAUGAGUAAUAGCUGUCUUCUCGUUAAUGAAAACUUGUAUUUGUUAUUGAGGACUGUUAUCAUCCAACAAAAGGCUGACAAUGUUCAUCUUUUAAUAAAAGAAUUAUUUGGAGUAAAUGUUCGUUUUUAUUAAAUUUGAUUUGCUGAGUUCUUGCAUUUGGUUUAAAUCAGGUCCAUAAAACAUUACUUCCUGCUGGAUAAAGGUGACUUUAUAGUGCAAUUUAUGGACAUGACAGAAGUAGAAAUGAAACAACACAUUGAUGACAUCCUGCCAUCUCGAUUAGAAUCUCUGCUGGAGCUGGCUCUUAGAACUAGCACAGCAAACGUUGAUCCAUUCAAAGAUGACCUGAGGUGUGUCCCAGUUAACAUAAUAGUCAAAAAGACAGAUAACAUACAUGACUUUGAUUGGUUUAGACCUUUAAUUUAAGACAUUAAACUAUUUUCUUUCUGAAGAAUAGAACAACCUUUUUCACAUGUAUUUUAUCCUAAUAUUUGCUCUAUUAAUGACAGUUAUUUACUCUACUCAAUUUUGUCAUAACAGGGUUGAUUUGCUUCCAUUUGACCUGACUUCACAGCUCCUUCAGAUUCUAGCCAUUGACUCUAAAAAAGAAAAAGGUAAGUAUUUGUAGAGUUUUUAGUUUCCUAAGCCAAAUUGAUAUAAAUGUUUUUAAAAUGAUUUUGAGGUAACUUACUUCUAAUUUAUUAUUUAUAUAUUUUUAAUUAAAUUUUGUUGUCACUCUACUGAUUAAAAAUCUUCUUAAUUGAUUAUAAUGAAAACCAAACACACUUACAAAUCUAAGCAUACAAUCGUUAGUUAUUGUCAAUAGUUGAAGAAAAAGAUUUGGCAAAAAUGUUCUUUUUUAAAUGCAAUGUAAAGUGUGAAAGAUGCAAAUGAUGAAAACUGUAUCAACCCAGAAUCACAUGAUGGCUGCUGUACAUGGAACCACUGAUGCGUUUGUCACACAACAUGUUGUCAUUAUUUUGUUGCUAAUGCAUUUUCCUUGUUUACAGAAUUCAGAAUUGAUCCAACAGACAUUCGACUGUCUGGGCUGGAAUCUUUUUCUUUUGAUUAUGUUGUCAAGUGGCCGACAUCUUUGGUUUUAAGCCGAAAGGUAAGUCUUGAGAAAUGAUUUUGUUACAUUUAUUUUACUGAGUAACCUUUGUGUUCAUCAUGAUACAGUGUUAGAUUUAAUUUACCGUCACUUUAUAUACCGGACUGUAUUAUAAAUUAAAAAAUUAAAUAAUGGUUUCUUAUUUUAUCAGGCCCUGACACGUUACCAAAUACUAUUCAGACAUCUGUUCUAUUGCAAGCAUGUGGAAAGACAAUUGUGCAAGUAAUAAUUCUCUUACACUUCCAUUACUAACUAAUUUAAGUAAAAGUUUAAUUUAUUGAGAGGGAUGAAGAAAAUACUUUUUUGCCUGGAUAAUAAUUCCAAUUUACUCAUUCUAAAUCUUUGAAAAUUAUUUGAAUUAUCCUCAUAAAAAAAUUAAAAAUCUGUGGUCAAUACUAUUAUUUAUUGAUCUUUCUUUAGUGUAUGGAUAGGCAACAAGCAAACUAAAAUGUAUGCCUUAAGUAGCUCUCGAUGGUAUUCUGCCGCCUUCGCCCUUAGACAGCGCAUGCUGAAUUUUGUACAGAACUUUGAAUACUACAUGAUGUUUGAGGUUAUUGAGCCCAACUGGCAUACUUUUCAACAGAACAUGGCCAGGGUAAAACAUUUAAUGUAAAUAUCGUGCAUUACAUAAAUAUUGUCUAAUUUUAUUCAGUUGCUUUUUAAGCCCAAACACACUUGUAAAAUGAGAGCAAAAACUGUAUCUUAAUGAGUAACUUAAGUAAUUGCUAUGGUGACAGUUUUUCAUGUUUUAUUUCUGUUAAGCGUUUGUAAAGUAUAAAAAAAUAUCUUUUACAGGUGUCAAAUGUUGAUGAUGUCUUGGCAUUUCAUUGUGACUUUCUAGACUCCUGUCUCAAAGAUUGUAUGUUGACGUCUACAGAAUUGCUGAGAAUUGUUCACAAGCUACUGGUCGUGUGUGUCACUUUCUCUAAUUAUGUUCAGGUAUCUUAUUUUCUCAGCCAGUCCUAAAUGUCCGGAGGGGUGUUUUAUUUUAAUUUUAAGAUUUCAAAAUGUAUUAGCUUUUAUUUAUCAAGUGCAGAAUAUAUGAUUGCAAUAAUGCCUUUAUUUGUUUUAAUGUACUUAGAGAGUGAACCAAACGACUACGGUAGAAAAUGAGAUGGAAAGGCUACGAGACAGCACAUUGCAAUCUACAAUGAGCAAUCGAGAGCGUAGAGAGGACCUACAGAAGAAAAAGACAGCCACAAAGGUACAUCAAGACUAUUGUCAUUUGUGAACAUUUUAUCAACAUAUUGUAAAAUUUAAUAAUAGAUUCUGUUGCUGCUUACAUUUCUGUUGUAUUAGUAUUAAAUUUUCAAUACUGAGAUUCUAUGUUACUAUGUUAUUUUUAUUUUCAUCCAUAAUUACAAAUGCAAUUUUACACUAAAAUGAGAUGUGUUUCCUAUGAAAAAUUUACAUAUUUCUUCCCAUAUUUUCCUGAAAGUAUUUUAUUUUUAUGACAUCAUGAAAUGUGGUGGCUGCAUGUGAUCUUUUCAGGUCAUGUCAGAAUAUGUUGGACAAGUCCUGGUAGAUGAGAACUUUGAGCAAACAAUUGCUACGUUUGACAAUAACUUUUCACGGCACCUGCUUGAACUGUUGGAUAAAAUCAUGGACGAAAAUAAGACAACUUAUGAGCACAAGCUGUUCAACAUUAUUUACAGGUUAGAUUUCAAGGCAAAAUAAUAAAGAUUUUCUAAUAGUAACUCCUCGUAUAAAUUAACCCCUUCUUUCAGUUAUACACAAUACAGAAGGAUUUCAGAAUGUUUCAGAUUAAUUUUCUUCUUCUUUCCACUCCAGGCAUGAAUUUUAUAUGAAAGAAUUAUUAAAGAAAAUGUAAUCCUUUCAAUGUAUAUUUAAAAUGGGUUACAAAUGAAAAUAUUAAAUAAGAACACUGUUUAAAAAAAUUGUGUCUAUUUUCAGACUAGAUUUUAACGGAUUCUACACUGAAAAGUUGGAGGCAAUAUCUGCAGAAAGAGCAUUGAAAGAUCAUUCCUUUGUAUCAGAUUCCAGCAGUCAUACAAAUAGUAAAUAUUCUUGUCUAUAGACUUUUCUAUUAGAUAUUUAAAGAGUUUGCUUUAGAAAAGUUUAAACCAAUUUUUGGAAAAUUAAUAAAGAAAGAGAAAAGAGAUUGUUAAACCUUUAAAAAAAUAUAUAUUCUGUUGUAAGCCAAAGAAUAUUAAAUUUUCAUAUAAUAAAAUAUACUGGGUUGUGUGAUCUAUAGAUUUAAGUAUAUUCAAACUGAGUAAAAAAAAACAAAAUAAACUCAUCAGGUUCCAGUGGCUCCAUGCCUACGUCCUUCACAACACAGCGACCAGAUGGUGCCAGGUAUGUUCCAGGACAAUACAAAGGAAGGAAAGGCUCAGCUACAGGCUUGGACAAGUAAUCUCUUCAUCUUUCAGCGAUGGGAAAUCUCAAUACUGCCGUCAACUUUUCCAUAGACUCUUAACAUGUAUGAUGAAGUGAAAAACUUGAAAGAUAGAUAUUUGAAGAUGUGCUACCAACCCAACAUCUCUAAUUUAAUUGGAUUAUUGUGGUAGUGGCUGUUACGAGAAUAUGAGAUUGAUGAAUUUAAACUAAAAGAAAUCUGAUAUUUUGAUAGCUUGCCACUCCUGUAGUCAAAAUGAAAAGAAAACUGAUCACGGCAUUCAACUACUAAUGAGAAAGACGUAACAUUUAUCAUUUUUAUUUCUCCUUGAUCUUGUCAAUUUUGAUUUGUCCAGAUUGACCCCAGAUUUUUCUGGUAUUAAGACCACACACAAAUCUGUGGGCAUUAUUAAAUUGUUUCAAGAUUUCAUCUCACUUAUCCAGCUGAUAACAAAGUGAAUUUUGUUUCUGAGGUCAUUUAAACUGAAUGAAGUAUCUGAAUUGGAUAAGUUUAUUUAUUUGAUGUGCUGCAGUUGCUUUUCCUGGACUUUUUCUGUUUGAUUGCUUUAAAUAUGUGCACACAUAGAAGAAAAUUGUUUAAUAGCAAUCUGUGAUAUGGACAAUUUGUUUAACAUAUUCAUAUAUUCACUUAAGAUCGAAAUAUUGUUUUCAAACGAAUUGUAAAUAUUUUUUUAGAUUAUUUUAUAACAAAGUUGCCUUAAAUGAGUACUGCUGAAAUGCACUUAAGGCCUCUAGUUCUUAAAAUAUUUCAUCAUUGACUGCACUCAUUUUCUGACUUGUUAAUAUUGCAUGUAUAAUCAAACUAAACCAUUAAAAAAUGUAAGCUAGUUCUUAAAAUUUGUUUCUAGUUCUAAAGAAAUUUUACAAAGACCAUUUUUUUAAAAAUUCAAAUAUUAGUCUCUUUAAAUUAAUUUUCACUUUUCCAAAUGCAUAUUUUCAUAGGCCCCGCUUCCUUACAACCUUUAACUUGACAAAGUAUUUAAAAAAAAACAGAAAACACAUUUUAAAAAUUAUUUUUAUUAGUUUUCAAAAAAUUAAUAUUGGAAGCAUAUAUCACAAACAAAUUUUAAAACAUAAUUCAAAAUAUACUUUACAAAUAAAUUAGUUAUAACUUAAUGGUAAUACAUUUUAAUUAUUGCUACUUGUUUAAUCCCUUGAAUUAUAUUUUUGUUGUGCUGUUCAUACCAAUAAAACGUUUUAAUUUUGACAUGGUAAAAUUUGCUAUUUUUCUUCUAAGCAUGUAUCAUUGUAUCAUGUAGUUUUUUAUAGACUUUUCAACUUAAAAAAAACAACAAAUUUACUGCUAUUAUUAGCAUUCAUUACUUUACCAUUGACAAAAAAUAAAUCUGUUUACAUUGUUUUCAAAAUUUAAUUAUUCUCUUUAUUUAACAUAUCAUCCAUUUCAAACUUGCGCAUACAGUCAUUAAAAAUCAGUUCAGCAUUUAAUAAAUAACAUUUAUAUUUAUAAAGAAAUCAUACCAAAAAAAAUACUGCUGUAGUAAAAUCAUAUGGUAUUUUUUAAUAUUUUUAAUCAAGUGUUAAAAUCAAUGUUAAAUAUUUUUUCAGAACACAUUUAUCGGAGGUGCUCUCUUUUAAAAUCAUUGCUCAUAUGAGUAUUACUAAUUACAUUAAAAUGUUAAAACUAUACAUUGCUCACAUGAGUAUUACAUUGAAAUGUUAAAACUAUACAUCGCAACAACAAAAAAUACAAUACUGACAUACGACUUCACCAUGCAUUUUUUUAUAAACAAUUUACUACAUGAAAUAAUCAGCAAAUCAGUUAAUGCUUACAAAUGGUCAUUUACGUUCACAUUAAGCUAUAUGGUCAAAACAAACACUCAAAAAUAUACCAUGCUCAAUAUUUGAAACUUGAAGUCUCAACUUAAAUUUUUUUGAACUUGUGAAAUCUCACAGAUUAAACUUAUAUAAUUACACUAACAUAAUUACAAUUUUAUUUUAUAGCUUCCCAUUAUGUGUUACUCAUUGGCUUUGUUAAUAAGGCCUGACGGUUGCAGCAAGACCUCUAAGAGCCCACCUUGAG
This is a messenger RNA of Lymnaea stagnalis (great pond snail), 19721 nucleotides long. Lineage: Eukaryota; Metazoa; Mollusca; Gastropoda; Lymnaeidae. The record is from the annotation of a GenBank genome assembly.